Molecule: messenger RNA, 738 nt
Organism: Diaporthe amygdali
Lineage: Eukaryota; Fungi; Ascomycota; Sordariomycetes; Diaporthales; Diaporthaceae
Product: necrosis and ethylene inducing peptide 2 precursor
Exons: 2
Coding region: 1-738 (245 amino acids)
Source: RefSeq, a predicted model, not a curated record
AUGUCUCUCCGCGCCGCGAUCUUCAGCCUCGCCGUCAUGGCUGGUUCCGCCUUCGCCGCACCGGCCAAGCUCGCAACCCGCCAAAUCAUCGACCACGAUGCCGUGGCCUCCUUCUCCGAGGCUGUUCCGGACAGUGCCGUUGGCAAGCUCAUCACCAAAUACGCGCCGCACCUCCGUAUCGCAAAUGGCUGCGUUCCGUUCCCAGCUGUUGACUCGAUGGGCAACAUUGGUGAUGGCCUGAAGCCAACAGGCGACAUGGCCGGCGAUUGUUCAUCCAGCCAGGGCCAGGUUUAUGCACGUGCAGCUACCUACAAGGACAGGUUCGCCAUUAUGUACUCGUACUACAUGCCCAAGACGGAGCCAUCAGCCCUCCUGGGCCACAGGCACAACUGGAAUAACGCCAUCGUGUGGCUGUCGGACGAUAGCGACGCGGCGACGCUGCUGGGAACAUCCCUCUCGCAGAAGUCGUCCUACGACCAGAGCAAGACCCCGGCUCUCGAUGGGGAUGCGCCCCUCUUCUACUACAAGUCUAACUGGCCCACCGUCCACGAGCUGUACUACGACUCGCUGGAGGGCCAGCAGGAGAGUGUCCGUGUGGUGGACGUGCCGCUGGUCGCGUGGGACAGCCUGCCCACUGCGAGCCAGGAGGCUCUGACGACUGCUGACUUCGGGGACGAGGUAGUGCCAUUCAUUGACGCCCACUUCAACGACAAGCUCGGUGCUGCGUAUGAGGCAUAG